Molecule: messenger RNA, 3363 nt
Organism: Malaclemys terrapin pileata
Lineage: Eukaryota; Metazoa; Chordata; Testudines; Emydidae
Product: zinc finger protein 22-like
Exons: 2
Coding region: 696-1778 (360 amino acids)
Biological process (GO): regulation of transcription by RNA polymerase II
Molecular function (GO): DNA-binding transcription factor activity, RNA polymerase II-specific; RNA polymerase II cis-regulatory region sequence-specific DNA binding
Source: RefSeq, a predicted model, not a curated record
UGAGUGAAAACAAAAGCCAGAACUUCUUUCUCUUUUGGCUUUAUCUUCCUCUCUGCCUCCCCAAGUGGGAGGACACCAGAAGUUAGGGGAUCUGAGCAGGUGAAUUCGGACGCUCACAUCUGAAGUAUCUCUUACCCCUUAAAAGCAUUUUGCGGGGCUGUGAAGGUUACCUGGGUCCUGCUGCACUGUCAGGGUUGUGAAGGCUGUUGGUCACUGCAGAGACACACAAUAUCUGCAAGUCACUGCAGCUGUUUUUGGGGGAAGCCUCCUUACUCCUAUGAGUGAAAUUGCUCCUUCCUCCCAAUAGAGGGGAAAAUGCCAAAGGGACAUUGUGGUGUUUUUAGCUCCCUACAUGUGUAACUCCAACCUCGGGAAUGAGCUAGCAGGCUCUUCACUAAUGCACUGAAUGGCAGUAACUGAAUCAGUUUGCCUGUUAGCUUUCCUGGGCGAGACUUUCUCUUAAACAUACAUUUUUGUAAAUCAGAAGGAAGCCCAGGUUCCUGGUGUGAGGGAGAGGAAACCUCAAUUUUAAAGCAGGCAGACUGCAGGGAGGUGCUCUCAUUCUCUAUUAAAUGGGCAGAGGUGGAGGGCAUGUGGGCUGAGAGAAGAGGAAUAAGUGGCUAAGAUGAGAUAGCUGGGAGGGGUCACUCGUUUGAGCCCAUUCCUUUCUCUUCCUGCUUUGCAACAGGAUUUAUAUGGGCAAAGUGUUUGGCUUAAUCUGCCCUGUUCUGAGGGGUGGAAAUUCUCAAGAGGGGAGAGAGUCUCAUCUGUUUAUCUUUGUCUUCCCUCACUCCUCUCUCUCCCACUCCUCCAUCACCUAUUUCCUUCUGUCCUCUCAUCCCCUCUUUUCACUUCCUCCUUCCCUUUGGGAAAGGAUUUGGUGGGAUUUUUUUUCGGAUUUAAGGCCUCAUGAACAGUCACUAAUUAGAGAGAGAUGCUUUGCAAGUACCAGUCCAAGGCUUUCUUUCUCCCCAGGGCAGGGAAUAAACCAUGUCAGAACUCCCAUUUUUAUUCCAGCAAGCGAUAGCACUAUGAGUGAAAAUGAGGAGGAGAAACCUAAUCAGGAAGAUCUUGAGCAGGAUGGGUUAUCGCGACCAGCUGAAGCCCAGAGUCCUGGCUGGGGGAAAGCCAGGCCAGAAAGGCAGCAGAGAAAGAGAUGCAUGAAAUCCGCUCAUCAAGCAAGAGGAUCUAAGAAACUAAAAGCCACCCUUAAUCAACAGAAACCCCCCAGGGAAGAGAGUCCCUACAUAUGUACAGAAUGUGGAAAAAGCUUCAAGGGGAGUUCGACCUUCUUGAACCAUCUGAAAAUCCACACAGGAGAAAAGCCCUUUGAAUGCCCUAAGUGUGGGAAAAGCUUCAGCAGAAAGGCAAACCUUGUGGUACAUGAGAGAAUCCAUACAGGAGAGAGACCCUAUAAAUGUAAAGAAUGUGAGAAAAGCUUUGGCCGGAGCUCAAAUCUAAUUGCACACCGUAAAACCCACAUGAAAAAGAAAUCCUAUGCUUGUGCGGCAUGUAGCAAAAGCUUCACUUGCAGCUCAGCCCUUGUCCAGCAUCAGAAAAGCCACACAGAAGAGAAACCUUACAAAUGUACUGAAUGCAGGAAGAGCUUCCGCCUGAGCUCAAACUUCCUUAAACAUCAGAAAGUCCAUGUGAGAGAGACAUCCAGUGAAUGUGCAACAGUAUGUCAUGAGGAACAACAAAAUGGUGGCGCAGAGCAAGUAGCUAUGGACCAGUCAAGACUUAUACUUGAAGAGUGUAAGUGUAAAAAAGGUUUCUAAAGUACCACGCAUAGCACUUUAAAUUGUAGAAAUUAAUACUCUUAUCUUCACACAGUGAGGAGAAUGAGGGACAACAUGGAUAUGCUUCUUCUGAAUCAGCAAAGUCAGCUACAGGUCCUUCAAGAGAUUCAGAAACAGCUGAAUGUCCUCCUCCCGGGCAAUGAUCUCAUUAAUUCAAAUGUGUACAGCUUGGGACUUCUGUUAGGACAGCAGGCAGCUGCUAUGGCCUCUUUGCCUUUUCCACUUCUUCUUAACCCCAGUAACCUUCUCCCAGAAAAUGCCCGGCCUUUUUCCUCUCAGGUUUCAUCCCAGUCAUCUACUUCUGAAAUUCUCGCUACCGCACAACCUCCAAUCUCUCAACUUCCUGCUACUCCGACAACUGCCUGAUCCAUCCUCCUUGUACUGUAAACAUGGCAAACAAAAUGUUUAUAUAUGUACCUGUCAUUCUGAUUUACCCUGUCUGAGGCAAAUAUGGCUUUUAUAUUGUAGAGUUACAGUUGAGAGGCCUUUCAAGUGCUAUAGCACUGACCCUGCUCUUAAUCUCUGAGGCAUCCUUUGCUGAGAUGCAGUCAGUGAACAUAGGGGAUCAAAUCAAUCACACAUUUGCUUACUGUAGUAACUGGUUUAAUACCAAGGAUGGAUUUGUCCCAGGCAGCCUCUAUUAACAGAGAUGUUCUUCAUGGAGAUGCACCUAAGUAGAGCAUCCUUAUCUGAGGUGCUCUUAGCUAAUGUGUCCCCAACUAUAUGAGGUGUAUUUAAAUGGCCCUUGUUUGAGAUGUCUUUAAAAUGCACCUUGUUGAUGCACUCUUAAUUUCAGCUUGCUACUCCUAAAGCAUCCUUGAUGCUUGUGCUCUUAAAUGAGGUGAAUUUAACUAACUGUUCUUAAACGUCUCUAAGCAAGGGGCUCAGAAUGGAGGUGUCCUUGACACACUUAACUAAGGCUUCCUUAAUUUAGGUGGGUUUAAAUAAAGUGGCCUGAACUGAUUACCACUUAACUAAGCAUCUCUACUGGCUGGCCUCUCUGAUAAACCUAUAAAUUUUGGUGCUGUUUCUUACUCCCCAAGACUUCUCCAUGAGAAAAGGCUUAUAAACUUGCAUUGGUUUUAAUAUAGCACUCUGGUUUGUGUUUUAAAAUGUUACCAUGGUUACAGUUAAUCUAUUCUUUAAAUAUCCCACAUUUUCCUCUAUGGAAAAUGUGGUGCUUGUUAGUGUUUAAGUAGGUAUUUAAAUCUCUUUGAUCUAGUUAAUUAGGGUCUAGAUGGUGGCAUUUAAUCCCAGCCCUUGAGUUGGUCUCACAAGGCAAAGAGGCACAGAUUUGCAGGGAGAGCAGCCUCAGUCCCACCUUUAAGGCUGUUUUCCAGUGCCCUUUGAAGUCAGCAGGAGUUGCCUCAGGUCCUGAGAGGCUACAGAACAGAGUCUGGUCAUACCCCUCACCACUCUGUUGCAAAGGUUAGUACCAGCAUUGACACUAGAUUGAAGCAUUCCUGAGUAUAAGGAUUCCCUUUGUGAUAAACCCCCAUAUGAAUGGCUAUGGGGAUAAAGAAGCCCUUUACCUUUAUGGGCCUGUGAACAUGCCAAGUGUGAU